This is a messenger RNA of Manacus vitellinus (golden-collared manakin), 1439 nucleotides long. RefSeq names its product coiled-coil domain containing 134 (gene CCDC134). The transcript is spliced from 7 exons. The coding region runs from base 5 to 1003 and encodes 332 amino acids. The record is from RefSeq and is a predicted model, not a curated record. Lineage: Eukaryota; Metazoa; Chordata; Aves; Passeriformes; Pipridae.
CCUCAUGUGCCGCCUGCUGCGUCCACUUGACACGGCUCCGGCUGGGUUACCCGCAGCGCGGCCGGGGUACUGUCGGCUAAUCCCGUUUCCACUCCACUGUCCCUGUGUGACUGCAGUUAGUUUCAGCGAUGCUUGCGGGAGAAUCUCCAUCUCCCUGUGCCCGCGGCCGCCCGAGACCCUCGGGGUGCUGCUGACCCCCUCCGGCAGGACGGGAGGCAAGGGGUGGGCUGGGAUGGACCCGUUCCUGAUGGAAAUCACAGCACCUCGCUGGCUUCUGCCGGGGAUGACAAACUGUGUGGUUGCAGUGGCCAACAUGGAUUUUUUCUUCAUCUACCCUUUUCUGCUGGCGCUGCUGCUAUCUCGAGGCAGCUUCGCAGACCUGGAAAAACAGAGGGUGGACUCUGGCUUGGAAAUCUAUAAGAAGCUGUUUGAGGUUAAGCGCAAGGACCAGAUGAACGCGCUGAAGAAUCUGAUUGAGCUCAAUGACGUCAACCAGCAGUACAAAAUCAUUGACAUCAUGCUCAAGGGACUCUUCAAAGUGCUGGAAGACUCUCGUGCUGUGCUCAUUGCUGCUGAUGUGCCUCCCGACGGGCCUUUCCCUCAGGAUGAGAAGAUAAAAGAUGCAUACUCCCACGUAGUGGAGAAUACUGCUUUCUUCGGGGAUGUUGUCCUGCGCUUCCCCAAGAUUGUGCACCACUAUUUCGACCACAACUCCAACUGGAACAGCCUCAUCCGCUGGGGCAUCGGCUUCUGCAACCUGACGGGUGUGUUCGAGCAGGGACCCCACUCCCAGGUCCUGCGGCUGAUGGCUCAGGAGCUGGGAAUCAGCGAGAAAUCGCCCGAUUACCGCAAUCCCUUUAAAACGGACCACUCAGAGUUUUUCCCCAGCGCUGACACCUUUCAGAAGGCGCUGAGGGACGAGGAGAAGAGGAGGAAGAAGGAGGAGAAGCGGAAGGAGAUCCGCAAGGGCCCGCGCAUCUCCCGCUCGCAGUCGGAGCUGUAGCGUGCGGGGGCUUGCGCCUUGCAGUGGGGGAGACACCACUGGGACGCAGAGUGGCUCACUCUCUCUCGGCAGCCUUUGGCCAGUGCCUGGCGGUCCCCUUUCCGUUUGUGCCGUGGGUUUUGUUUUGUUGCCUUUCCCUUUUGUUCAGUGGAGAUUGGGUGGCAGUGCUGGUGGGUUGCCCCAGUGCAGCUGGAGUGGGGUAUGCCUUCCCCACAGCUAAAGCACAGACUAAAGGAAAAGCAGUGGGGCCAUCCCCUGGGCUGGUUGGGGUGCUGCUGCCUGUGGGGAUGUAGGGUGUGGGGGACAUGCUGUGCCUGAGGAGCCCAGGAAUCCCUCCACUCCGCAGCACACUCUACACUGAACCUGCCUUCUCCAACAUGGGUGGGCUGGGGAGUGCAUCACACCAAACAGCCUCAUGAGCAAUGCUGCUUCUCUC